AACAUUGCAACACAUCUGUGCAGAUUCAGUCACUUGAUUAACACUUGACAAAAACCAAAAAUGUCCGGUGUCGAUAAAGUUCAUUUGGCACCUCCCCUGGUAGCUACACAUGAAGGCACUCAGGAUGAGGAAGUGUUGUGUGUGUUACACUGGGCUCAACAUACUGAGGACAACUUCAAUACUGGUGUGAGAAACAAGAAGAUCUUUGAGAAGAUGAAGCCUCUGGUGGUUUCCUCCCAGCUUGGGAACAGCAGUAAUGACUCUGGAUCUUGUCUGGGGGAGAGCCAGCACAUGUCUAUUGCUGUCCUCCUGUGCCUGGUCUUCUUCCUGGGCUUCCUCCUGAACACCUUCAGCCUCUGGGUCUUCUGCUGCCGGUUGACUCACUGGACCUGUGGAACCACACUGCAGUUCCACCUGGCCCUCAGCGACGCCAUUGCCACCCCAGUCACUCCCAUGAUGGCAGUGUACUUUGCCAUGGGCAAUGAUUGGCCCUUUGGUAGGUUCCUGUGCCAAGUCAAGAUUGCCCUGCUUAGUUCGCAUUUCUACGGCAGCACCAUAUUCCUCACUCUCAUCAGCAUCCAUCGGUACACAGCCGUGGUGCACUACAACAGAAGCUCCUGCAUGAAACGGAAGAAGUUUGUCAGGAAGCUGUGUGCAGGAAUUUGGUCUCUGCUAUUGAUUCAGGCUCUGAUCUACGCUUUAUUGCUUCCUCCAAGUAAGGAGGGCAGAAACAGUCACUGCCUCUCCAUCCAUCAGAGGAACCUAUCAGACACCUACUUUGUCCUUAACUUCAUCCUGUUCAUCUUUGGGUUUCUACUCCCUUUUCUUCUGUCAGCUGUUUGCUAUGGCCGUCUGACGAACACCUUAACUCACCUCAACAUCAGCACGCCUAAAGGUCUAAAUGUCAAGGUGAAAUCUCAGAGGAUGAUCGCCCUGUGUCUGGUGAUAUUUGGAUUGUGCUUCUUGCCUCUGAACGUGGUACGAACUGUGGGAGUUAUAUUUAAAAAAUAUUACCCUCAAGAAUGCCAUGUUCUUCUCCAGAUCGAGACAGCGUAUUAUGCAUCCUGGAUUAUAGCAGGGGUGAACAGCUGCCUGGAUCCUUUGCUGUACUGUUUUGCUUCGCAAAAGUUUCGAGAUGCAUUUCAGUCUCUUAGGAUUGGGAAGGUAGAAGGUCUGCCAAGAACUGAUUCAGAAAUCACUGCAAAUCAGUAGCAUUGGGGCUGCAUCUCAUAACCCGUAUUUGAUAACUCCUCGACUCCUCGGGCCUUGGCGGAACCGUAAGUUGUUUUGUCCCUCCUCAGUGAAAGCUUUCUCAAAGCUCUUAUUUCUGCCCCGAGGAGGUAUCACCAAGGAGCUAUAGGCGAGGAUACACGAGAGCAUCCUUCCUAAAUGCAGCUGAAGGAGUUGCUAACUCCGCCCAAACAGCUGACAAUUCAUGUGAUGUCUCCCACCUUUGUUCGUUUCUUCUCUCCUCCCAUGAUUUCAAAGUGUCUCUCCUGUGCCUCCUCGGUGGGCAGGACUAAGGCACGAGGAAGGGAGGCAAGUGGAGGACUCGAGGAGGCCAUUUAAGGGCUAUCAGAUGCACCCUCCUGCACUAUCACUGAGUUUGACCAAUAUUAGAGUCCCAGGAUUAAAUGCCGACUGUUACUUUAGAUUUUCUGUGAAGAAACAAAAUUUUCUAAUCUUACUCUUAACAAAAAAAGCAUGUGAGAAUAUUUCCCAAAUGUUUGUAAUUGUUCAUUUUGAGACCCAAACCAAGCUUGAAAAAAUGUUUGUAACCCAAAUGCUUUAUUUGUGCUUCAUGUCAUCCAUUUCUGAUGGUUAACAAUACGUUCCCACUGAGCAUUGCCCAUCUAUCUUGCAGCACAUGACACGCAUCAAUGCAUUUGUUUAGCACAGUCAAAGAAAAACCUUUCUUAAUAGAUACAUUUGAAAAUAACUCAACAUGAACCUGAAGCUUUAUGCAAUCAAACAUCCUGACCUGACAUAAAACCUGUUACUUUAGUCAGGACCCUUCGGGUUGGAGUAGUGUUGAGACUUCCUAUUCUUAUCUUAUAACAUCAAAUCAUUGAAGGUGGUUCUACUAUUGCCAUAAUUAUAUUUUAAUUACGUGUAUUUAACUUUUAUUUUACUGAACAUAAAAUAUAUGAUU
Molecule: messenger RNA, 2152 nt
Organism: Etheostoma spectabile (orangethroat darter)
Lineage: Eukaryota; Metazoa; Chordata; Actinopteri; Perciformes; Percidae
Product: P2Y purinoceptor 4-like
Exons: 2
Coding region: 61-1212 (383 amino acids)
Biological process (GO): G protein-coupled receptor signaling pathway
Cellular component (GO): plasma membrane
Molecular function (GO): G protein-coupled receptor activity
Source: RefSeq, a predicted model, not a curated record